UGGCAACAGAAGAGCUAUCAUAAUCUUAAACUGAAUAAACUUAAAGCACUGAUUACAUGCGAAAAUGUCGCUUAUUCUUCAAGAUUUCAAUACUUUUCGAUUGUGAACUUUCUAAACGUAUUCGGCCUUGUGAAUGGAAUACAUAAUAUCCAUUUGAAGCAAUUUCUCGCCGAACAACUAAAAAUUGUUUGUCAUUCAUCUUGUCUUAUUUCUCUAAUAAUGGCUCUCGAAUCACUUUGUGGAGUGUCAUCCAAUUUUGGUUUUGGACAACGGAAACAAAAUGAAGAAGACAUUGAAAACUUUGUUACAAAAUAUUGCGGAAAUUUAACUUGUCCUACACAGCUUGCAUUACCCCCUUUCAGAGACCCAGGCACAGCUCAGCAAGUUUUUGAAAAAGAUGAACAUGGAAAUCGUGUAGGAAUAGACUUUCACAAAGGAACAACUACAUGUGGCUUUAAAUUUAAAGGAGGUGUUAUAAUUGCUGUUGAUGCAAGAGCAACUACUGGACCAUACAUUUCUUCAACUGCUGUUAAGAAAGUAAUUGAAAUCAAUGAUUACCUAUUGGGUACAAUGGCUGGUGGUGCUGCCGAUUGUGUUUAUUGGGAACGUAUUCUAGCUGAAAGAUGCAGGAUUUAUGAAUUAAGAAAUCGUGAACGUAUAUCAGUUGCAGCUGCAUCAAAACUUUUAGCUAACAUAAUGUUUAACUACAAAGGAAUGGGACUCUCAUUGGGUGUGAUGAUUUGUGGAUGGGACAAAAGAGGACCUGGCUUAUAUUAUGUGGAUAGUGAUGGAAAUCGUUUUCCUGGUAAUGUUUUUGCUGUUGGUUCAGGAGGUACUUAUGCUUACAGUGUUUUAGAUAGUGGAUACAGUUGGGAUUUGGAGGAUAAAGAGGCUCAAGAAUUAGGUCGUAGAGCAAUUUAUCAUGCUACUCAUAGAGAUGCAUACAGUGGUAAUUUGAUUAGAGUUUAUCAUGUUACUGAGACUGGUUGGAAGGCAAUAAGCGUGGAAGAUGCUGCUGAUUUGCAUUAUAAAUAUCAAGAAGAGAAGAUGAUGUAGUUUUAUAUUACAAUAUUUUUGGCGUUUUGUAUUUAAAUAUUAACAUGUAUCAAAAAUAAAUUUGUCCACAUAAUA
Messenger RNA from Parasteatoda tepidariorum (common house spider), 1131 nucleotides. It is a transcript of the gene Prosbeta5, whose product is annotated as Proteasome beta5 subunit. Gene Ontology annotation, molecular function: threonine-type endopeptidase activity. The record is from RefSeq and is a predicted model, not a curated record. Gene Ontology annotation, cellular component: proteasome core complex; cytoplasm. Lineage: Eukaryota; Metazoa; Arthropoda; Arachnida; Araneae; Theridiidae.